UUUAAAGUUACAUGAUUUUCCUCGCAUUUUUAAGUAAGGAGUUCUGCAUUUAGUUUGUAUGCAAUUAUUGUAAAAGCAUAAACUUGUAUUUUUUAGUCAGGAUUUAUGAUUGAUACUUUUAAAAAAGUUAUGUCAGUGAAAUGGAAUCUAUGUAAGAGGAGGCUUUGGAUGGAUAGUCCUUUGUUUGAGGAAGGAAACACCAUGUGUUACAGUCCAUCCAAACAUUUACUUGUGGUGGAUGAGGAGGCUAGCAGCAGUGAAGGAAACCAGCAGUUUUCCUGUCAACUUGCCAACUGUGGAAGGAAAUUUAAUUCCCAUGCAAGCUAUGAGAACCACUAUGGGUUGGUGCACAGCAGAGUAUGCCAGACAUGCCAUAAGAGCUUUCCCACAAAUCAUCUACUUGACCUGCACAUCCUAGAAUGGCAUGACACCAUGUUUGCCUUGCAAACCAAGAAAGAACCAAUGUUUAAUUGUUUGGUGGAGUCAUGCAAAUGCAAAUUUUCUACAAGAAAAGAGAGGAAAAAUCAUGUUGUGAAGAACCACAAGUAUCCCAGUAACUACAGAUUUGAUCGGAAUCCCAGUAAACAUGGCCAUAAGGAUGAUCAGUCAUUGAAAGAACAGUUUACCAGGAUACAAUUUGACACAUCAUCUGGUGUGGAAGGAGUGAACAGAAUGGAUGUUAAGGACACAUUAUCUGGUGUGGAAGGAGUGAACAGAAUGGAUGUCAAGGACACAUCAUCUGGUGUGGAAGGAGUGAACAGAAUGGAUGUCAAGGACACAUCAUCUGGUGUGGAAGGAGUGAACAGAAUGGAUGUCAAGGACACAUCAUCUGGUGUGGAAGGAGUGAACAGAAUGGAUGUCAAGGACACAUUAUCUGGUGUGGAAGGAGUGAACAGAAUGGAUGUCAAGGACACAUCAUCUGGUGUGGAAGGAGUGAACAGAAUGGAUGUCAAGGACACAUCAUCUGGUGUGGAAGGAGUGAACAGAAUGGAUGUUAAGAACACAGCACCACAGAGACGUCAGUUUUCUUACAAAGUGCCUCUAAGUAUUUGCUUUGGACAAGGAACCAGUCGAGGAUUCCAGAGAUCCAGGGAGCGUGGACAUGUGUAUAAAAAGGGACAGCACUGGUAUAACAGGUGUUCAGAAAAAAUGGACACUCAUGUAGACAUAGAAAAAGUGGAUUUACAGGAUCUGAAAGAGGCUCUUACCUAAGUCUGGAUAAAUCAAGUUUCUUUAUCAAGUUCUGUCAUGAUGAAUCAGCUCUCUUCAUACUUACUCAAAUUUUUAUGGAAUCUUGAAUUUUCUGUGCAAUUCAAUAUAUUAAGAUGACACUUAUCUAAAUGCAAAUUCCUACACAGACUUUUUUUAUAAAGGAUGAAAAUCAUCAGUACAUUACAGCAUCUGAAACCCACUUUUAUGAAGGUCCCGACACAGAAGAUUAUCCUACCUGUGGGUCGCUGAUUCUACAUUUUAGUUUGUUGAGGGACAAUUUUUUUAAUAUUGUCUUUUGCACCUUGUUACUUAUUCAUACAUGAAAUGGAUAAAAUUUCUUGAUAAUUGUAUUUUCUAUGCCGAAGAAAAAUCUAUUUUGUAUGAAAUAUGGGUCAUGACCUCUUGAGAAUAGGAGACAUGAAAUAAAUAUGUAUAUUUUGUAGUA
Molecule: messenger RNA, 1657 nt
Organism: Ylistrum balloti
Lineage: Eukaryota; Metazoa; Mollusca; Bivalvia; Pectinida; Pectinidae
Exons: 6
Coding region: 106-1212 (368 amino acids)
Source: RefSeq, a predicted model, not a curated record